AUGGCGAAGAAUCAGAUUGUGGAGAUGAGGAAGGCUGGGAUGAAGUGUAAGGACAUUGCAGAAGUCUUCAAUGCUCCCUAUUCCACCAUUUCAACUAUCUUGAGUCAUUGGAAGGUCCAUGGAAGUGUGGAGUCGUUGAAAUCACAAUGUGGCAGAUCCAGGAAGUUGUCUGAGCGAGAUUUUCGAGUGUUAUGUCGUGCUGUCAGUUCAAAUAGAAGGCAUACUCUGGUAGAACUUGCAAACUUGGUGAAUGUUUCUCAAACUACUAUUCGACUCUACCUCCAUGAGCUUGGUUUUAGAAAUUGUAUAGUACCUAAAAAGCCCUAUUUGAAUGUCAAACAUAAAGCAGAUAGGCUUACAUUUGCACAUGCUUAUGAGAGUUGGACGUUUGAAGAUUGGUGUAAUAUAUUUUGGACGGAUGAGUCGUCAUUCGAAACUGGCAAAAAUCCACGGAUGCAAGCGGUGAUUGCAGCUGGGGGUGGUAGUACGAGAUGGUAG
Molecule: messenger RNA, 498 nt
Organism: Physcomitrium patens
Lineage: Eukaryota; Viridiplantae; Streptophyta; Bryopsida; Funariales; Funariaceae
Source: RefSeq, a predicted model, not a curated record